This is a messenger RNA of Dacryopinax primogenitus, 784 nucleotides long. RefSeq names its product phosphoglycerate mutase-like protein. NCBI's taxonomy places the organism in Eukaryota, Fungi, Basidiomycota, Dacrymycetes, Dacrymycetales, Dacrymycetaceae. Gene Ontology annotation, molecular function: phosphatase activity. Gene Ontology annotation, cellular component: cytoplasm. The coding region runs from base 1 to 672 and encodes 223 amino acids. The transcript is spliced from 4 exons. The record is from RefSeq and is a predicted model, not a curated record.
AUGGUCAAGAACGUAUACUUAUACCGUCAUGCUCAAGCAGAACACAACGCCACGUCAAACUGGGGUAUCCCCGACCCAACCCUCACCCCGCUCGGUCGUGCCCAAUCAAGUGACAUAUUCGCCGCCUUCAAGGAACAGUUCAGCGGUGCCACUAGCCCCCAACCGCUGCUUGUCUGCUCCCCGUUGAGGAGAACGGUGGAGACGAUGCUCCUUGGUUUCCCGGAGUGGGUCAAGCCUGUGUUCAUGCCCGAAUUACAGGAAAUAAACGACCUGCCCUGCGACACCGGUUCGAGCGCUUCCCGGCUCUCCGAGCUCUUCCCAGAACUCGACUUCACCUCCCUCCCCUCGGACUGGAACACCAAGCGCGGCCCCUGGGCUCCGGAAGAACAAGCGCUCCAAGCGCGAGCCCGAGUCGUUCGCCGGUGGCUCAGAGAGCAGCCGGGGGAAAACGCGGUCGUCGUUUCCCACGGGGACUUUUUGAGGUAUUAUCUAGCUUCGGGGGCGGAUGAGGAGCCUCAGGCGCAUUGGGAUAAUGCGGAGGGACGGUUGUACGUGUUUGAAAGCCAUGAGGAGGGGGAUGAGAAGGCCUGGCUCGUUCGGAUAGAAGAGAAGACGGCUAAGGUGCCUGACCCGCAGGACGGGAGCCGUACGUCUGCUGAGAUGAGGGAGUAGGAGAUGAAGUGCGAGAGGAAUAGAUGUUCUGUUUUAUGGAAUAGAAGUCCUUGUGUGGGUAGAGGUCUGUAUUACAAUACCCACGAGCGCGUUACUCAAGAAUAUGAACCAA